UACUAUCACUAAUGGUUUGAAUUCUCUUGGCAAGGUACUUUCACAAAAGGAGAUGGUGACCAAGAUUUUGAGAAGUCUCACCAAAGCCUAUCAAGGCAAAGUGAUUGCCAUUCAAGAAGCCAAGGAUCUCUCAACACUUCCCUUGGAAGAACUAAUUGGUUCACUCAUGAACCAUGAAAUUUUCAUGAGUGCACAAGAUGAAGAGGAAGUUGAGAAGAAAAAGAAGACUAUUGCAUUCAAGUCUUCCUCCUCCCGUGCCAUUAGUGAAGAUGAUGAGGAUAGCCUAUGUAGUGACAUGGAGGACUUGGCACUCUUCUCAAAGAAAUACAAAAAGUUCAUGAAAUUCAAGAAGAACUUUGGGAAGAAGCCACAAAGAGGAAGUGACUCAAAAGAAAAAGAAAGAAAAAGCAAAGAUGAUCCACCAAUUUGCUUUGAAUGCAAGAAGCCCGGUCACAUGAAAAUGGAUUGCCCAAUGAGGAAGAAGAAUAAAUACAAAGGAAGAAAUAUCAUAUGA
Messenger RNA from Humulus lupulus (European hop), 514 nucleotides. RefSeq lists its product as uncharacterized. The transcript has 2 exons. Lineage: Eukaryota; Viridiplantae; Streptophyta; Magnoliopsida; Rosales; Cannabaceae. The record is from RefSeq and is a predicted model, not a curated record. Gene Ontology annotation, molecular function: zinc ion binding; nucleic acid binding. Bases 53 to 514 code for a protein of 153 amino acids.